Mercurialis annua (annual mercury) is the source of this 1675-nucleotide messenger RNA. RefSeq names its product NAC domain-containing protein 82-like. Bases 432 to 1550 code for a protein of 372 amino acids. The record is from RefSeq and is a predicted model, not a curated record. Gene Ontology annotation, molecular function: DNA binding. Lineage: Eukaryota; Viridiplantae; Streptophyta; Magnoliopsida; Malpighiales; Euphorbiaceae. Gene Ontology annotation, biological process: regulation of DNA-templated transcription. The transcript has a single exon.
CAAUGCUCGGAGAGAAAAUAAAAACAUAGGAACACGCCUUUAAAUGCCUCUCUUAUAACCCUAAGCCUUCACUCUUCGCCCUACGCUCACUCUCUCCGUCGCGUCUCUCCGUCCGCCGUCGGCUCCGCUGUGCUUCAGAUGUCAAUCGCUCCACACAAGAGAGUCCGUUAUUACCCAUUCUAUUUUGUGUUUAUGAGUCGAGGCAGACUGUGGUUCUCUCAAAAUAAUCAUUUUAGGGACUGGACUUGACCUAAUCGGUAUUCCCCUCUUUUUUUUCUUUGAUUUUAUUUUUUUGAUUUAUCGCACUUUCUUCAUUUAUUGCUCAGAUUAUUACAAUUUAGGCAUACCCAUUUGAGAUUAUUGAUUACCCAUUUGAGAUUAUUCAUUACUCGUGAAGAAUUUUCAAUAAAGUUUCGAGCUUUGUGUUAAAAAUGGUGAAGUUAUCGCCCGGGUUUCGGUUUCAUCCGACUGAUGUUGAGUUAGUUAAGUAUUACUUGAAAAGGAAAGUGCUUGGGAAGAAAUUUCAUGUGAAAGCAAUUGCUGAGGUUGAUAUUUAUAGAUUUGAUCCCUGGGAUUUGCCUAGUAAGUCUUUGUUGAGGAGUGGUGAUCUUAAAUGGUAUUUCUUUUGCCCUAGGGAGAAGAAGUAUAUUAACGGGUCUAGAGCGAAACGCGCUACUGAAUUUGGUUACUGGAAAACGACGGGGAAAGAUAGAGCUGUUAAGUAUAAUGAUCAGGUUGUGGGUAGUAUUAAAACUUUGGUUUUUCAUCAAGGGAAAGCGCCGAAAGGCGAUAGGACUGAUUGGGUUAUGUAUGAGUAUAAGCUUGAUGAGAAGGAGUUGGCGGAGAGAGGUGUUGCUCAGGAUUCUUAUGUGUUGUGUUCGAUUUUCAAGAAGGAUGGUCCUGGUCCGAAAAAUGGUGCUCAGUAUGGUGCGCCGUUUAGGGAAGAGGAUUGGGAUGAGGAUGAUGACGACGGAGAGGAAGAUGUUGUGACUGUCGGAGAGGCUGCUGUUGCUUCUGCUAUAGAUACCACAAUAGGCGUUAAUCAUUAUAGUAACGUUGCGACGACAAGCUCACAUGUGGCUGAGACUGAGAGGGAAUCUAGCUUAUUAUGUGGGUCGGGAACGUAUGUAUCCGAGGUGAAUGCUGGUGAGGUGGAUGCUGCUGAUUAUUGUUUUGCUUCUGAAGAUCCCUUGAAUGAGGAUGAUGUUACUGCCAUGUUGGCUCAUUUUACAGAAGAGAACACUGGAAUAAAUGGGUUGGAUGGACAGGUUAUGAAUGGCUUGAAUGGGUUGGGUGGAGAGGUAGAGCAGGUUGGUAAUGCAGUGGUGGAUGGAUCUGAUAUUUAUGAUGAUUUAGGAGAUCUGGGAAGCAUGUUUGGAUUUGGUGCGCAUGAUGUCAGCUUUAGCAUGGAUAAUGGACAGUUUUUGGAGCUUAUGGAUCUUGAAGUACCACUGACUGAAACUGCUGCUGGUGGCAAUCAUGUGCGGCCUUUCUUUGGAUGGCAUGAAGAUGCUCGAGCUGAUGUUUUUGGGUAUCACCAUCCACACUGACUCAGAUUAUAAGUAUCUGCUUGAAUUUUUCCUAGACCAAUUUUUGUUAGGCUAGUACAGCCACUUAUGUAUUUCUAUUAUUGGAAUUAUUUGACUCUUAAUUGCAAGAUUGAAUAUUUUAUUCA